Molecule: messenger RNA, 2270 nt
Organism: Macaca mulatta (Rhesus monkey)
Lineage: Eukaryota; Metazoa; Chordata; Mammalia; Primates; Cercopithecidae
Gene: LMOD3
Product: leiomodin 3
Biological process (GO): muscle contraction; pointed-end actin filament capping; actin filament organization
Cellular component (GO): cytoskeleton; striated muscle thin filament; myofibril
Molecular function (GO): tropomyosin binding
Source: RefSeq, a predicted model, not a curated record
AUGCAAAUAGGACAUCUUGCAAAGGUUCGGCUUACACAGAGGAUGAAUGACAUAGCAAGACCUCUGCUCCACCGUACACUACUUUAUUUGCUUCCACAGUCAACUUGUAGUGAAGAGGCAGACCCUAAGAGUUUGAUUUCUACCUUCAAGUGAAUUCUUCACAUCAAAAAGAAUUCAGGUUGCCGGUUGGAUUUCCCUUCUGAAAUAUUUAAAAUAAUAUUUAGAAAAAAUAAUGUCGGAGCACAGCAGAAAUUCAGAUCAAGAAGAACUUCUCGAUGAGGAGAUUAAUGAAGAUGAAAUCUUGGCCAACUUGUCCGCUGAAGAACUGAAAGAACUGCAGUCGGAAAUGGAAGUCAUGGCCCCUGACCCCAGCCUUCCCGUGGGAAUGAUUCAGAAAGAUCAAACUGACAAGCCACCGACAGGAAACUUCAAUCAUAAAUCUCUUGUUGAUUAUAUGUAUUGGGAAAAGGCAUCCAGGCGCAUGUUGGAAGACGAACGAGUUCCUGUCACCUUUGUGAAAUCCGAGGAAAAGACUCAAGAAGAGCAUGAAGAAAUAGACAAACGUAAUAAAAAUAUGGCCCAGUAUUUAAAAGAAAAGCUCAAUAAUGAAAUAGUUGCGAAUAAAAGAGAAUCAAAGGGCAGCAGCAAUGUCCAAGAAACAGAUGAAGAAGAUGAAGAAGAAGAAGAAGAUGGUGAUGAAGGAGAAGAUGAUGGUGAAGACAGUGAAAAAACAAGCAGAGAAGAGGAAGGCAAAGCAAAGGAACAAAUUAGAAAUUGUGAGAACAACUGCCAGCAGGUAACUGACAAAGCAUUCAAAGAACAGAGAGACAGACCAGAGGCCCAAGAACAAAGUGAGAAAAAAAUAUCAAAAUUAGAUCCUAAGAAGUUAGCUCUAGAUACCAGCUUUUUGAAGGUAAGUGCAAGGCCUUCAGGAAACCAGACAGACCUGGAUGGGAGCUUGAGGAGAGUUAGAAAAAAUGAUCCUGACAUGAAGGAACUCAACCUGAACAACAUUGAAAACAUCCCCAAAGAAAUGUUACUGGACUUUGUCAAUGCAAUGAAGAAAAACAAGCACAUCAGAACAUUCAGUUUAGCCAAUGUGGGUGCAGAUGAGAAUGUAGCAUUUGCCUUGGCUAACAUGUUGCGUGAAAAUAGAAGCAUCACCACUCUCAACAUCGAGUCUAAUUUCAUCACAGGUAAAGGGAUUGUGGCCAUCAUGAGGUGUCUCCAGUUUAAUGAGACGCUAACUGAGCUUCGGUUUCACAAUCAGAGGCACAUGUUGGGUCACCAUGCUGAAAUGGAAAUAGCCAGGCUUUUGAAGGCAAACAGCACUCUCCUGAAGAUGGGCUACCAUUUUGAGCUUCCGGGUCCCAGAAUGGUGGUCACUAAUCUGCUCACCAGGAAUCAGGAUAAACAAAGGCAGAAACGACAGGAGGAGCAAAAACAGCAGCAACUCAAGGAACAGAAGAAGCUGAUAGCCAUGUUAGAGAAUGGGUUGGGGCUGCCCCCUGGGAUGUGGGAGAUGUUGGGAGGACCCAUGCCAGAUUCCAGAAUGCAGGAGUUCUUCCAGCCACCGCCACCUCGGCCUCCCAACCCCCAAAACGUCCCCUUCAGUCAACACAGUGAAAUGAUGAAAAAGCCAUCACAGGCGCCGCAGUACAGGACAGACCCUGACUCCUUCCGGGUGGUGAAGCUGAAGAGAAUCCAGCGCAAAUCUCGGAUGCCGGAAGCCAGAGAACCACCCGAGAAAACCAACCUCAAAGAUGUCAUCAAAACACUCAAGCCAGUGCCGAGAAACAGGCCACCCCCAUUGGUGGAAAUCACUCCCAGAGAUCAGCUGCUAAACGACAUUCGUCACAGCAAUGUCGCCUAUCUUAAACCUGUGCAACUGCCAAAAGAACUGGCGUAAGAGGCAACAGAGUCAUCUAGAAGAACAAGAAAUGGGGAUGGUGGCUCUUGGAUUACAGCAUGGAGACUAUGUCAGCAGCAAUACUUUAGGAUCCACGUGGCAGAACUGGGAACAAUGCUACCGUCUGAUAAGGGUAUUUGUAAAAGGCAGAAUGUUUGGGCCAUGAAGAAGUAGGGGAUGAAGAGGAAGGUGGAAGGAGAUAAAAUAUAAUAUUCAGAGGCAAUAUUUUCUACUUGCAAUCAAUUUGAGUGACUUAGGUGAAAUUUAGAGUCAUGUUUCCAGAAGCAGAAGUUCAAAAAAAAUUUAAACGUUUGCUUUAUUAUUUUCUUCUGGUAAAUAAUAAAUAUAACAGAAGUGUUAA